Molecule: messenger RNA, 4261 nt
Organism: Oncorhynchus mykiss (rainbow trout)
Lineage: Eukaryota; Metazoa; Chordata; Actinopteri; Salmoniformes; Salmonidae
Source: RefSeq, a predicted model, not a curated record
UUAAGCAUCAGUAGUCAAACAGUUUGAGCGCACAAAUUGCCUAUCAGAUUACGUUCCCCAGCUAUGAUCCUUUACAACGCGAGUUCUAUUUUACGCCACUUAAAACGUAGGCCUAUAAUGUGAAUUAUUUUAUUCGAGCGAUGUUUAUUGGCAUGAUGCAAACUAUUUCGAUUAGGUUGUGAUUCAUUUGGAAUAAGACACGUCGAGGGAUAUAUUGAAAAGGUAUAGGUUUCCACAUGUGAACAGGAUGUAGCAGGUUUUACCACGAUGAUUUGACUUUUCCAGCGGUAUGACACUUGUGAUCACUUCCUGGCUCAGUCUCAGCCCCAUUGGAGUUUCAUGCUAAAUUGUGCAACAGUGAGGGGAAGAACUUGAGAGGAGAGCACCAGACAGGACAACAGAUAAGAAAACAGAAGGUUGGACUGCUUCUCUGACCACCAACUGUGGGACUUCUAAGAGGCUUUAAGGUGAAGUGGUCUCAGUGUUUGGAGAGCUCAGCCAUAGUCCCAGGCAGUGAGUUAAGCCCUACAGGGCAAGGCCACCGCUACCAGCCUGCAGCUAUGGACCUUGAGGAGAGUGGUCCUCCUUCCUCCUCAGUGACCUUGCUGCUCCUCUCACCAUGCUGAACGAUGCUUCCUCUGUCAUCUACAUUGUGCUGGAACUGCUGAUCGCCAUACUAUCCGUGCUGGGCAAUGUGCUGGUCUGCUGGGCCGUCUGCCUCAACAGCAACCUGCAGAACAUCACCAACUUCUUUGUGGUGUCCCUGGCGGUGGCAGACAUUGCUGUGGGAGUGCUGGGUAUCCCCUUCGCCAUCGUCAUCAGCACUGGCUUCUGCUCCAACUUCUAUGGCUGCCUCUUCAUUGCUUGCUUUGUGCUGGUGCUCACCCAGAGCUCCAUCUUCAGCCUGCUGGCCAUCGCCAUAGACCGUUACAUCGCCAUCACGAUACCGCUCAGGUACAAUAGCCUGGUGACAGGCCAGCGUGCCAAGGGGAUCAUUGCUGUCUGCUGGGUGCUGUCCAUCAUCAUCGGCCUGACCCCGAUGUUGGGCUGGAACAAGUCCACUGAGCGCCCCAACAGCACCUGCUCCCCAGGCCUGAUGGAGUGUCUGUUUGAAGAGGUGGUUGUCAUGGACUACAUGGUCUACUUUAACUUCUUCGCCUGUGUGCUGAUGCCUCUGCUGCUCAUGCUGGUCAUCUACCUGCAGAUCUUCAUGGCAGCUCGGCAUCAGCUGAAGCUCAUAGAACUAAAGGCUGUCCACGGGGGGAAGUCCCACUCCACCCUGCAGAAGGAGGUCCAGGCGGCCAAGUCGCUGGCCAUCAUCGUGGGUCUGUUUGCCAUCUGCUGGCUGCCGCUGCACAUCAUCAACUGCUUCACCCUGUUCUGCCCUCAGUGUGCCCGCCCACCCCUGUGGAUAAUAUACGUGGCCAUCAUCCUCUCCCACGGCAACUCGGUGGUCAACCCCUUCAUCUAUGCAUACCGCAUCCGGGAGUUCCGUCACACCUUCAGGAGGAUCAUCCGCCGCCACUUCCUGGGCCUCCACCGCCGGCAGCUGUUUGAGAGUGGCGGCAGCACUCGCACCUCCACCCACAACAGCGUCUGUGGCUCAGUGAGGGUUAAGGCCAACUGCCUCAGCUUCGACCUCCACACCGAGCACAACACCUGUAGCUGUGAGAGCCAUAUCACACCUGCAGGGGCCGUUCUGACCUCAGCGCCCAUUCACAACCACCCUCUUUCUGUGAUUAGUUUCCACAAUCACAAUGUGAGCCCCCCUCUGCCACAGCCUCUCAUACAGACCCAGACACAACCCUUAUGUCAUCCCCUGCAGUAUGGGGACCACCAGCAGUCUCCUAAAGGACCGGAGAUGGAAGAGGUAAAGGACAGGCAGGAUCUCUCCCCUGUCCAGGUCAAAUCACUGUUCUAUAAACAUAAAACCUGCUUCACCAAGCUUUCUGGGGUGUCCUGAUGGAUACAGAAUUGGUGCCAGACAUCUACUAGGGAUCCCUUAACACCUGGCCUUCUCUGUGAAAUUACUCAGAUGCUCUUAUUUUUGGGGAGUCAGCUCUGAGUGUAAUGGUAGAUUACUGGGUAGGCAGGCUCACAAGCUGAGGAUCAGAGUUUGGAUGUAUCGCAUGUUAUCUAGAUGGCCUAAUGGAGGCAUUCUAUCAGCAGGGAUUCUAAUAGUGGAGCCGAGCUUCUACACAAAGGCAGCCAUACAAAACAAACUGUAUAUGCACCAUUUCAAUUGGACCUUUCAGCUUCUUGAAGCAAAACAUUGUUGUAGUUAUUUAUAGCAGAAAUGUUACUUGAAUGGUUCAAUGUGAUUCUGUUUGUGAUGUUUAUUCUCUUGGUCUGCGACGUCAUGUGGUGCUUAGAUCUGAAGCUUCACAAUUGGCUCUUGUUCUUUGCCCUAAAGAAAUAACAUCGACGUGAUUGGAUUACUCCUGUGUAUUUGGGGAUGGCAGGGAUGUUUCAAGCGUGUGAUAAGGGGACCGUACUACUUCAUUGAUUUAGCAUGUUUGUGUCCCAUAUAGAUGGACGUGAUGAGAGUGCAUUUCCUUUAGACGUUCAGGUUUUUGAUCUUGCAAAUGUAUGAAUGCAACAAAGCUUAAAUCUGCCUCGCUAAGAGUUUUUCAAUGAUAAUGGUUUUAAACUAUUUUGAGGAGGAUCUACUAAUCUACCACUGUGCACUUUCUCUACAUUACACUUCGUUCAACUUGUCUAACUGUCACUUUCUCUACAUUACACUUCUUUCAACUUGUCAGUAGCACGAACCUGUGCAGAUCCUUCAGAUAUCACAGACAAUUAAAUGGUACAAAUAAAUAAUGACAUACACCUUAUAUUUUUUACUAAAAUGACUCUCUCGCAAGUGUUACAUAUCUAUGGCAUUCUGUGCAUUCUCACAUUUCGGAUGCAAUGCAUGCAGCAAUACCUCCUGUCCAAAAAUAAAUAUAUUUUUUAAGUAAAUCUGUUUUUUGUUUUCAUGGUGAACUGUUUAAGUAUUACAAGUACUGUACAGUUUUCCCAAACAUGAAUUAAUAAGUGCAGAGAAAGCUCCAGGGCUCACUGUGGCUCUGCUCCCAGAAGGGAGGAGUUUUGGACAAAGGGAAGUGAAGCUCCAUAAGAGGGCUGGUCAGUCUGUGGAGGGGGCAGACCAAACCAGAUGGGCCAUGGGAUUUAUGUCCCCUUUUACAAACUGUGAGCUCCUCUGAUUUCUACAGCUUUCCCAGCUUUUAUCCAAAUUCCCGGAUGAUUCCAGGUUACGGGGCACAGGGCAUUCUCCUUUUAAUGUCCUCCCAGGGGCUUCCUGAAAUGACAUUGUAGUGUUUUAAAAAAAAUAUGUUACCAGCAUAAUUGACUGGUGUUUUCUACACAACAACAUCCUGACUCUCACCCCCUUUCUGACAUGACUAAAUAAGACUUCCACAACUCACGUUUUUAGAAGUGGCCAUUCUGGCCAAUAUCUCUUUCACUCACCACUUACGUGUUUAACAAUGCCAUCCUCAAAUGACUGGAGGGUCAUUUUAAAAAUGUUUAUUUAACCUUUAUUUAACCAGGAAAAGCCCAUUGAGACCCAAAGUCUCAAUGGGAUCAACAACAUGAUCCAGCCUAAAAAAAGCAUUUACUACACUCCUCUGUAACAGAGUCUCCCAUCAAUAUUUUAAAUUGAUUCAGUAAGAUAUCUAGAUUAAACAUGGAUUGUUGAUUAUUCCAUGCAUCUGGUGCACAAGAAGAGAAGGCAGUCUUGCCUAAUACUGUGAAUGUCCUGGGGACUUUAAGUAACAACCACCUAAUGUUACAGACAUAGCUUCCUUCCUGUCAUGACUCAGUGAUCCUGAUACUGUACAUGGUUUACUGUACAUUUGGCCAUGAGAAAUGGUGCUCAUGGAACAAGGCUAAUCUAAUUCUCUCACUGAGUGACUCUAUAGUGCCUCAGUCACUGGCAUGUACAAUCUAUCAAGUGUUAGAUGGUCUGGUACUCUUGUCUCAUCUGAUUGACAGUGUAAUUUGAGCAGUAACAACGCACAUUCUCUUCAUGGUCCGUACAAUGGGAAAGAGUUGAUUGAUAGUUCAGUGUUGAUGGUUUAAUCAUGACCCUUUUCGCACUAACUCUUAACUCAUCACGUACGCUGCUGUUACUGUUUAUUAUCUGUCCUGUUGCCUAGUCACUUUAUCCCUACCUAUAUGGACAUAUCUAUCUCAAUUACCUCGCACCCCUGCACAUCCACUCGGUACUGGUACCCUGUGUAUAUAGCCAAGUUAU